Messenger RNA from Siniperca chuatsi (mandarin fish), 3446 nucleotides. RefSeq names its product mitogen-activated protein kinase kinase kinase kinase 5-like. The transcript has 32 exons. Gene Ontology annotation, molecular function: MAP kinase kinase kinase kinase activity; ATP binding. The record is from RefSeq and is a predicted model, not a curated record. Bases 283 to 2865 code for a protein of 860 amino acids. Gene Ontology annotation, biological process: protein phosphorylation. Lineage: Eukaryota; Metazoa; Chordata; Actinopteri; Centrarchiformes; Sinipercidae.
GGAGGGAGGGACAGAGGUAGGGAGGAUCGAUAGCAGGCUGAGAAACAGGAAGGUGUGUGUGUGUGUGUGUGUGUUUGUGUGUGUGGCAGCAGCUGAACGACCCACGACAAGUCAGAGAGACAAAGAGACAGCAGCUCGCUUCUUCUGACAGUUUAUCAGUUUUGUUGCCUGUAGAUGUAGAUGCCACUGAGUGUGUGUGUGUGAGAGAGAGAGAGAGAGAGAGAGAGAGAGUGUGUGUGUGUGACAUGCCUGAGGAGGAAUAUUAGUAACAUAAACAUCAAAAUGGAUUUCCAGCACAGGGCAGCUCUGGAUAUCUCCACCAGGAACCCUCAGGAUGAUUUUGAGAUCCUGCUGAGAGUCGGAGGAGGAACCUACGGAGAAGUUUACAAGGCACGUAACAAGCAGAAUGGAGAGCUGGCAGCCAUCAAGGUCAUCAAGAUGGAGCCAGAGGAUGAUUUUUCUAUCAUCCAGCAGGAGAUCGUCAUAGUAAAGAGCUGCAAACAUCCCAACAUAGUGGCAUAUUAUGGCAGCUACAUACGAGCUAAUAAACUGUGGAUCUGUAUGGAGUUCUGUGGAGGAGGCUCCCUCCAGGAUGUCUACCAUGUGACCGGUCCUCUGUCUGAGCCACAGAUCGCCUACAUCUGCAGGGAGAUGCUACAGGGCCUGGAUUACCUGCAUGCACAGAAGAAGAUCCACAGAGACAUCAAGGGUGCCAACAUCCUCCUGAACGAUCAGGGCGAGGUCAAGCUGGCUGACUUUGGGAUCUCCGCUCAGAUCACAGCCACUCUGGCCCGGCGGAUGUCCUUCAUCGGGACGCCAUAUUGGAUGGCACCAGAGGUGGCAGCAGUGGAGAUUAAAGGUGGCUACAAUGAACUAUGUGACAUCUGGUCAGUGGGCAUCACAGCCAUAGAGCUGGCAGAGCUACAGCCGCCAAUGUUUGAUGUCCAUCCGCUGCGAGUCCUGUUUCUCAUGUCCAAGAGCGGCUACCAGCCUCCUAAACUGAAGGACAAGUCUAAAUGGUCCUCCAUGUUUUAUAACUUUGUAAAAGCCAUGUUGGUGAGGAACCCGAAGAAGAGACCCAGCGCCUCCAAGAUGCUCUCACACAUGUUUUUGACCCAGCAGUGCCUGAACCAGGAGCUGACCCUGGACCUGGUGGAAAAGUAUCGACACCCUGAGAGACUGAAGACCUGCCUGGUGACAGAGGACGACGAGAUGGAGGUGGUGGUGCCUGGAUCUUUAAAGAGGAUCCAGUCUAUCAACAAACACAACCGGGCAGAGAGGACCAACUCUGACAUAAGCUUGGAACAGAUCUACACUCGGAGGCCUGUGAAGAAAGAAUCACCAGACACAACGUUAAGGCCUUCACUGGGAUCACUGGGAUCAACCGGCAGUAGCAAGAGUCCAGUGAGGGAUCAGGAUACAGACUCAGACGAUGACUAUGAUGAUGUGGAUAUCCCUACGAUACAAGCCACCAGUCUCACAAUGCCAGCGGAUGAAACCCCUCCUCCUCUUCCUCCAAAGCCCAAAGCGAGGACCAGCUCAGAUGAAAGCAUUGCGGGGGAAGAUGAUCGGGCGAGGAAACCCUCCAGUCUGUACGCCCCCUCCACUCUCAUCAGGACCUCCAGUGGGACGCACGUCCGGCCUACGCCCAAACAACGACAUUCACGACACUCAGACCCUGCGUCCUUCCCUGUCCAGUUUAAUGACAACCCGGCAGACCUCCUUCCUCCUGAGCUCCCCCCUAAAGGCAUACGCAGACGGCCACCCCCAUCAAAGGACCCUGCUGAGUGUGCCAGCCCCGUCACGAAGAAGCCUCCUGUCUACUUUAAAAAGAUCUUCCAUGGCUGCCCUCUUAAAAUAAACUGCUCCACGACCUGGGAAAACCCCGUUACCAAAGACCAGCAUCUGAUCCUGGGGGCAGAGGAAGGAAUCUACACCCUGAACCUCAACGGUUCAGAGGCCACGAUGGAGCUGUUGUAUCCCGGGAAGUGUACCUGGGUCUACACCAUUAAUAACGUCCUCAUGUCUGUAUCAGGUAAAUCAUCGCAGCUUCACUCCCAUUUACUGAAGGAGCUGUAUGAACAGGCUCGGAAAGACCAGAGGAUGGUUGCCUUGCCGACUCACAGACUGUUACCAAGGAGAUGUGCAGUGACAUGUAAAAUACCUGAUACCAAAGGCUGCAAGACCUGCUCAGUUGCAGGUAACAUGCAGCGAGGCUGCGUGUUCCUGUGCUGUGCUCUGGAGUCCAGUGUAGUGCUGCUGCAGUGGUACGAGCCCAUGCACAAGUUCAUGCUCAUUAAGAAUUUUGACUUCCCGCUGCCCAACCCUGUGCGGGUGUUUGAGAUGGUGGUGGUGCCCCAGCAGGAGUACCCGCUGGUGUGUAUCGGUGUCUCUCGGGGGUCCAGCCCCAACCUGCCAGUCACUGUAGAAUACAUCAACCUCAACUCCAACACAUCCUGGUUCACCAGCUCUGGCCUCGAGAAACCUUGCCCAGAUGUAGUUCAAGUAAACCAGUUGGACAGCAGCUCACUGCUCAUCCUCAUAGAAAAGUCAGUAUAUAUAGUUGGUCUGGAGGGGGAGUUGAAGAGCACCCGGCAUCUGCCACAUGAGACCACCUUCUCUCAUGAUGUUGAGUCUAUAGUCCAUUUUGAGGACACGCUGCUGGCAGUGUGGCGUCACGGCUGGCAAAGGAGACGACAAGGUUUCACUGACGUGCUGGAGGAAGCCAACGACCACAGGAAGAUCUACAGACUGGUGGAGUCAGACAGGAUGGUCAUCUUGGAGACGCGUCAGAUCGAGGACCAGACGGGGCUGUCCAACCUGUAUGUCCUGGAAAUUGCUGAGAACUAUGUCAUGCUGCCCUGACGCUCCUGUCUGCUGGCAUAGGGCAUCAUGGGAAACUCCCAACUCCACUUCUAUAUGAAUGCCUCUACCCAGGACUUGCAUCUGUCAUCAUUAACUUUGACAGGCAUGGAUGCGCUGCCACAGUAUUUUAUUUUCUAAUGGGAGGAGAGGAGAUGUGAUGGCAGGAUGUUGCAAACCCAUACUGACCUAAGAGGAUUGUUGUGUUGUAGCCUGUAUCCCUCAAUCUGGGGGGAGUCUGCUCUUAUUUAUGCUAAUUUCAACAUGGUUUGUGAGAUCCCGACAAUCUCCAUAAUCCAGACAGCUGAGAAAACCCUAAAUGAAUAGUGAAGGAAGGUCCUCCUUUGACAUCCUUUGCUAUCUACUUUCUUCUGCCUUCAGUAUUGUCGAUCACAGCAGCAGCUGCCUGCAGGGACUGAAACAUAUGGCUUCCUGAAGACGCCACUUACAAGCAUGAAGGACUGAAGCAUAGCACUGCUGUUGCUCAUGCUGUGUGUUUUGUAACCUGCCUUUGUAUGUCAGUGUUGGACCAAAGAUACACACUUCUCACUGCCGUUACACUGUAAUAAAGUUCAUUAACACAA